AUGCAAGCCUCCAUAUUCAUCGUGCUCCUGGUAGCAGCGGUAGCCACAGCAGCUCCGAGGGCCAAAAGACAAGCCUACGUUCUUCCUGACGGUGUGGAACUCCUCAUAGGUUCAGUCAAAACCAGCUUCCAGUGCCAGAAUAGCGGCUACUACGCUGACGUCGACAACAACUGCCAGGUCUUCCACAUAUGUAACUUGGUCGCACACGCUGACGGAAAGACUGAGCUCCAGCAGUUUAGCUUCGUGUGUGGGAACCAGACAGUCUUCAACCAACUGAGCUUCACUUGCGCCUUUCCCGAUGAAGCAGUUCCAUGCCAAAACGCAGCGGACUUCUUCUACUUGAAUGCCAAGCUCGGUGAUCCGACUGCGUUCUUCUUGACAGACGAUGACAUACAGAGGGCCGUGCCCCUGAUUACCGGAGCUACUGGACGCGUACCAGCCCCUGCACCUCAACCGGCAAGGCCAGGAAGACCUGGAGGAGGUCGCUUCGGACCAUUCGCUUAA
Messenger RNA from Ornithodoros turicata, 504 nucleotides. Its product is annotated as U-scoloptoxin(01)-Er1a-like. The transcript is spliced from 3 exons. Gene Ontology annotation, molecular function: chitin binding. Bases 1 to 504 code for a protein of 167 amino acids. NCBI's taxonomy places the organism in Eukaryota, Metazoa, Arthropoda, Arachnida, Ixodida, Argasidae. Gene Ontology annotation, cellular component: extracellular region. The record is from RefSeq and is a predicted model, not a curated record.